AUGCGUUCGUUAGAUGAUAAAAUAUCAUAUAUGAUCGUUGCUCAUCUGCAAAUUUUCCUACGAUUGAUUGGAGUAUGUUUACGAAGAGGCGUGCGUCAAGGACGUUAUGAUGGGUUAAAUAAAGCAAGUAUCAUUGGAUUUCCUAUCAUGAUCAAAGCUUCAGAGGGUGAAGUUCCUGGUUCACUGAUUUUCAUCAUGAAAUGCUCGUCAUCUCGAAGUUCGAGUUUAGCGGAUCAAUACGGAAAUGCGAUCUCCUUAUUUGGAAGAGAUUGUUCGGUUCAAAGGCGUUAUCAAAAGAUCAUUGAAGAGGCUCCCGAUCCAUCAGAUAUAAACAAUAUAAAUAAUGUUUUGAAUAUCGUUUUAAGGCUGGAAGAUGAUGUUAUAGAAAAUGAAGCUUUGAAAAAACAACUCAAACCCUUUAUACAACGACAUUCUUAUGAAUUACGGUCAAUAUCCGGGGUAUUUCACGUUCGUGAAACAACAGAUUAUACUGAGGAUCAAACAAUUCGUCAUAUCCAACCAGCCAUGGCCUAUCAACUUGAGCUUACGAGGUUAUCAAAUUUCGAUAUUACUCCUUGCUUUACUGACAAUCGACAGAUUCAUGAUUAUUAUGCCGUUGGUAAAGAAAAUACUUCGGACUGUAGAUUCUUCAUUCGAUCCUUAGUUCGUCCUUGUCAGUUGCGAAAUAGCGUGCGUACGGCUGAUUAUUUAAUCUCGGAGUCCGACAGAUUAUUGAAUGAGAUUUUGGAUUCUCUUGAGAUCCAAUACAAGUUGAGGAAGCUGUUAAAGGAUUUAUUGAUCGGCACGGCAAAAGAUUAUGGAGGGUUCAAUGCACUUGCAACCAACCCACAUGCCUUACCCAACAAAAGAAUGGCUUCACCAGGCUCAUUAAUGGGUACCACCUAUGCUUACGAUUUUCCCGAAUUAUUUCGCCAAGAUGUUAGAAUACUAUGGAAUCGUGCAUCUCAUCAUAGUUCAAACCUUAAAUGUCCUAGUGAUGUUUUGGAUGACAAAGAACUUGUGCUUGACGAGAAUAAUUAUUUACAAGAAGUGGAGAGAGCUUAG
Funneliformis geosporum is the source of this 1065-nucleotide messenger RNA. NCBI's taxonomy places the organism in Eukaryota, Fungi, Glomeromycota, Glomeromycetes, Glomerales, Glomeraceae. The record is from the annotation of a GenBank genome assembly.